Molecule: messenger RNA, 903 nt
Organism: Paramecium tetraurelia
Lineage: Eukaryota; Ciliophora; Oligohymenophorea; Peniculida; Parameciidae
Exons: 2
Source: RefSeq, a predicted model, not a curated record
AUGAAACAAUCGCAAAUGCAACACAAGAGUUGGUUAUAAUUGUAGAGAUUUGAAGAGUAUGAGAUAAAUAAAAAAAAGUACCUGGAGAAGGAACAAGAAUUGAAAUUCAAGAGUUAAGAUUAAUAUGCUCAAUAAAAGCAAAUUAAUUGGAUUGGAGACAUACAUGAAAGAUAGACCUAAUUGCAGAAGGCCAAAUGGAAGUGGAUAGAGGAAUAGAAGAAGCGGUUAGAUUAGAAGAGAGAGAUGGAUCAAUUGGAAGGAGCUACAUUCCAUCCGUAAAUAUUAAAUAAGGAUCAAAAAAUACGUACUCCCGACCAAUUCUAUAAGGAUAAUCUGGACUAUAAAAAUAAAACUGAAAAACAAGUAUAGCAAUUAAUCAAGUAAAAAGAAGACUAAAUUAAUAACAGAAGUUGUUCUCCUAAGAUAAACAAGAAAUCUAUAUAGAUGGUAGUGCAACCUUUUUAUGACAGAUUGAAGGAUAAAUAGUUAGAGAAGGAAUAGAAUUUACUAAAAAUAAAAAAAAGCAUAACACCUUCCUUCAGUCCAUAGAUAUAUUCUCGCAAUUUUCAGAGUCGUCAAACCUAUCAAACUGUAUAACAAUUUGUGAAUUUGAAUUCAACCAAAAAUAAAACAUUUGAAAUUGAUUUGGAAAAUGUCAAAAAUGAUUAUAAAACAUUCACAUUCUUUGAAGACAUCAGAAGAUCUUAGCACUCACCUUCUGAAAACAAUCAAUAAAAUGAAAUUAAUAUCACCAAAAAUUUGCUAUUGCUAACUGAAAACAGCUAGAUCUUGAAUGCCCAAUCGAGUCCACAAUAAUGCACAGCCAAAAAGUAAUAGAGAUCUGUGAGUCCUUUAAAAUCCAUCAUGUCCAAGACUACCUAAAAGAAUUACUUUAAAAAAUGA